AUGGGUGAUACGAAUGGACAAGUAGUAGCUGGUGGCAAUGGCCAAGGAAAUCGAUUGGAUCAAUUGAAUCAACCAACUCAUGUGUUGAUUAGCAAAGAGACGGAUAGUCUCAUUAUUUGUGAUCGAUGGAAUCGACGAGUCAUACGAUGGUCUCGUCGUAGUGGCACAACUCAAGGAGAAAUUCUCAUCGACAACAUCCGAUGUUGGAGAUUGGCCAUGGAUGAUCAGAGAUAUCUCUAUAUCUCUGACAUCGACAAACAUGAAGUAAGACGAUAUCAAAUAGGAGCCAAGAAUGGAACUAUUGUGGCUGGUGGCAAUGGCGAAGGUGAUGGUCUUAAUCAACUCAGCUGGCCGGCUAACAUCUUUGUCGAUUAA
Molecule: messenger RNA, 375 nt
Organism: Rotaria sordida
Lineage: Eukaryota; Metazoa; Rotifera; Eurotatoria; Philodinida; Philodinidae
Source: the annotation of a GenBank genome assembly